AUGUCUCUCUUCGGCAAGCCAUUGGGCGGUGCUACCGGCGGAAGCUCCCUCUUUGGCUCCCAGCAGCCUGCUUCCACAGGCUCGGGCCAGAUGGGCGGCCUCUUUGGCUCCACGGCCGCGGCGCCGAAGCCGGGAGGGCUGUUCGGCACUGGCGCUGCUGCAACGACGACGACGACGACGACGACGCAGGCUCCAGCCGGCGGUAGCUUGUUCGGGGGCGCCUCAACGACAACCCAGCAACCCCAAGCGACUGGAGGUGGACUCUUUGGAACUGCCGCCGCAGCCACACAACCUAAGCCCGGUGGCCUGUUCGGCGCCUCGACGACAGCGACUUCGCAGCCCCAGGGCGGAGGUCUGUUCGGCACAUCAGCCGCUCCCGCACAACCUCAGAAGCCCCCCCUCUUUGGCGCGACGCAGACCGCCACUACGACCUCAGCACCUUUCGGCGCGAGCAUCCUGUCGAAUAACAACCCGGCCGCAAGUACCAAUGGCCUGCCGUCUCAACCCAGCGGCGCGUAUUUCGACAGCCUCCUCGCGAAGAGCAAGAAGCAAGCCGAGGGAGAGUCGAGCGAGCAGCUUCCGAGCCUGCAACUGGGUCUGGGUGAUCUGCGACAGAAAUUGAGGAAGCUCGGCCCUCAGGCUCAGACAAGGGCUGUAGAUGGCAAGGCGCACUACCUUCUCGCCGCGUCGGGUGUCGAUCCAGGUGCGGCUGUCCGUGACCUUGGUGCUUUCGGCAUCCACGCCGGUCGGGACCGCUCCCAGGCCGUUGCCAGCGGCGAGCUCGACGUGGAGACAUAUCUCUCGAACCUGCAGACGAAGACCACGCUUGGCAUGAUUGCCGACGGGCUGGAGAGGUCGGUUCGCGACUUUGACAGCUUUCUGGAGGACAACGUCACCAUGGAGUGGGAAGCGCAGCGGAAGCGCAUCUACCAGCACUUUGGCAUCAAGCCGAGGGAAGACGUCGGCGGAGCGGCCACGACACCUAGCAAGGAUGGAGCCGGUGGCUUUGGCCGGUCGCGAAGGAGCCGGAACCCCUCUACUACCCCUGCGCCGCGAUCUACCCAGCGAGGCAGCACUUUCGGCCGAUCGAACCUCCAAAAGUCUAUCAUCGGCACCCCCAGCAAGAUUGGCGCGCACCCGCCGGAGUUCUCUGACGUGGAGUUCGGAGCUGAUAACGCCGGCUCGAUGAACGGCCUGGCGUCGAUGGAUGACCGAUUCCUCCGCGAGAAGCAGGCGAAGCUGGCAGACAAGAUCCGCAGCCUCAACGACAGCAGAGUGCUUCACCAGCCGUACCCCAUCCUCUACGAGCUCGCGGGCGUCGAGGCCAAGUCUGGCGACCGGCAUGCCCAGAACAUUGUCGACGCCUUCAAGGCCGUGAUGGAGAUGGUUGGUGAAGAUCCCGACGCGGACCCUACGGUGCGCGGGGCGACAGCCAGGGAGCGGCAGUUUGCCAAGACAUACCUGGAUCCCAACCCCAACUCACAGAAUGCCAGUGCUAUGCGCAAGCGUAUCUUGACGGGUGCCAACCGGCAUCUUGAGAGGCAGUUCUGGUCAGAGGUCGAGGCCUCGAUCGCUAAGAACCCUCAGGAGGCGGCACUCGGCGGACGUCCCGACGUCAUCAGCAAGAUCAAGGCUUUUGUCCGGCUACGCGCUGCGCACAAGAACCUUGUUCCCGACAACACUUUUGUUCAAGAGAUCAACGGCGAGCCGGUGUGGGCCGUGGUCUUCUAUCUCCUCCGCACUGGCCAUGUGAACGAGGCCGCCAAGUUUGUCAACGACAACCAGAACCAUUUCCGCAGCAUUGACAGGACCUUUGCGAGCUACAUCAACAGUUAUGCCACGAGCGAGGACCGCAGGCUUAAGAGGCAAAUGCAGGAGCGGUGCAACAACGAAUACAACCAGAGGGUGCGCAAUGCGCCGGAGGGCUCCAUCGACCCGUUCAGGAUGGCCUGCUACAAGAUCAUUGGCCGUUGCGAGGUCAGCAACCGCAGCCUCGACGGCUUGCACCAAGACGUCAACGACUGGAUCUGGCUCCAGUUCAACCUGGCUCGGGAAGGUGACCGGUCUGCCGAGCUGGCCAAUGAGAUGUACGGAUUGGCGGAGUUGCAGGGCAGCAUCAAGGAGAUUGGACUCAAGCACUUCCCAAAGAACAGCACCGAGGAUACUAACGGUAGCUUUGGCAUGUUCUUCUACUUGCAGAUCCUGUCAGGCUUGUUCGAGCAGGCCAUUGCCUACCUCUACUCGUUCUCAUACGUGGAUGCUGUCCACUUCGCUAUCGGUCUAGAGUACUAUGGUCUUCUGCGGGCCGCGGACGCUCUGACUGCCGGCAAUGAGCUGCUCAGUCACAAUACACGAGGCAUGCCCCAGAUCAACUUUGGCAGGAUGCUCGGCUACUACACGCGCGACUUCCGUGCCGCCAACGUGGCUGCUGCUGUUGACUAUCUCGUGCUGAUCUGCCUGAACAUGGACGACAUUAGCAACGAGUUGGACAAGCAGCAGGCGGCUCUCUGCCACGAGGCCCUGCGGGAACUCGUGCUCGAGACGCGCGAGUUCAGCAAGCUUAUCGGGGAUAUCAAGCCCGAUGGCCACCGCAUCAAGGGCCUCAUCGAGGAGCGCGGCCCCCUCAUCGCGCUCGAGCACGAGCAAGACUUUAUCAAGACCAUCUCGCUGCAGGCGGCCAGCUUCGCCGACGACAACGGCAGGACGACCGACGCGGUCCUGCUGUACCACCUGGCGGGCGACUACGAUACCGUCGUGGCCAUCGUCAGCCGGGCGCUCAGCGAGGCCAUCUCGCUGGAGAUCGGCGAGGACCCGAUGCGCCUGGUCCCCGUCAAGCCGCGCGUCGAGGGGGCCGAGGCCGAGGCGCAGCCGGGCAGCAGCCUGAGCCUGGCGUCGCUCGACGACCCCGUGGAGCUGGCGCGGACGAUGAUGACCAUGUACGAGCGGGACCAGAUGUUCAGGCAGAGGAUCCGGGAGCCGAACCGGGUGGCGUGCAGCGUGCUGCUGCAGAUGAGCGACAUCAAGGGGCUUGUUGAGGCGGGCAAGUGGCCCGAGUGUCUGGAUGACCCCCCCCCCCCUUUACUUGACCUGGUUACUAAUCUUGGGGACGCCGUCACAGAGAAUCCGGGGCCUCGAGAUCCUGCCGCUCAACGCCAAGGGCGACCCGAGCGCGAUCCGCAACUACGCGUCCAAGUUCUCGAGCCUGUCGCAGCCGGUGGCGAUCAACGUGCCCAACCUGCUCAUGUGGACCGUCGUGUGCUGCACCAAGCAGCGGGAGCGGCUGGCGGCGGGCCGGUUCAGCGGCAACGAGUCGACGGCGCGCAUGCUGGCGGCCGAGCUCAAGCAGAUGAGCGUCGACCUGACGACGUACACGAGCCAGCUGCGGUACCGGUUCCCGCCGCACCUGCACGAGGCGCUGGCGAGGGCGUCGGCGGACUAGGAGGGAGGGUGGAGAGAGGUCUGGAGAGGUUUGGUGUUGUAUUGAGCUUUUUGUGCGUAUGGAUGGAUGGAUGGAUGGGUGGCCGAAUAUAG
Messenger RNA from Thyridium curvatum, 3531 nucleotides. RefSeq lists its product as uncharacterized. Gene Ontology annotation, cellular component: nuclear pore. The coding region runs from base 1 to 3531 and encodes 1176 amino acids. The record is from RefSeq and is a predicted model, not a curated record. Gene Ontology annotation, molecular function: structural constituent of nuclear pore. The transcript is spliced from 2 exons. NCBI's taxonomy places the organism in Eukaryota, Fungi, Ascomycota, Sordariomycetes, Thyridiales, Thyridiaceae. Gene Ontology annotation, biological process: poly(A)+ mRNA export from nucleus; protein import into nucleus.